AUGGGACGACGGGCGGACGUCGACGGUGGAAGCGACGUCUCGGUGGGCUCGAGAGGGGUUCGAGCGCGGGCGACGUCGACGACCACGGAGUCGUACUCGUUCUUUGACCUCGCGCGGGCGGAGUUUCCGGAGGAUUGGAGCGAACCGGGGGUGCGGGUGCGGUACGAGGACGGGGCGUUGGAUUUCGCCGUCAUGGCGUGGUUCAUGCGCAAAAUCGGAACGGCCAUCAACGCGCCGCCGCCGGGAGAGAUAUCGUACGACGCGUUCAUCGCGCUGUGUUUCUUGCAGAUGAAGGGACGAGACGCGAAGGGGAUGACGGACGUCACGUCUGGGGUGAUCAGAUCGCUCGUGCCGCCCGGGGGAAGCGCCGUUUUCAAAACGCUGUUUCCGCUGAACAAGUUUUCGUGUGAGCUGAACGCGACGAUCACGAAGAUCGUUUUCGCGUGGAUGGUGGGACCUAUGACGGUGGAGACGACGAUGGAUAAUGAUCUCGGGAUCGAGAUGGCGUCCAAGGUGCACAUCAAGAAGUGUCGUUGGCUUCAAGAGAGCGGUUGCACCGCGAUGUGCGUGAACAUGUGCAAGUGCGCUACGCAGGAGGUUUUUACGGACGAUUUCGGCUUACCGCUCACGAUCAAACCGAAUUUUGAGGAUAAGAGUUGCGAUUUUUAUUUCGGUCUCACGCCGCCACCGGUGGAGAAGGACGAGGCGCUGUUGUUUGGAUGCAACGCGGCGUGCGCGACGGCGGCGCCAGACUCAGAGGGGCGUCCGUGCCACAAGCUGCGUCCGUACGAAGGUUAA
Ostreococcus tauri is the source of this 798-nucleotide messenger RNA. RefSeq names its product Domain of unknown function DUF4033. The transcript has a single exon. Lineage: Eukaryota; Viridiplantae; Chlorophyta; Mamiellophyceae; Mamiellales; Bathycoccaceae. The record is from RefSeq and is a predicted model, not a curated record. Bases 1 to 798 code for a protein of 265 amino acids. Gene Ontology annotation, molecular function: iron ion binding.